AAGAAAGAAGAUUACAAGUGGAAGUAACACGAAGGAAAGGAACUAUUUCUUUGUCUUUUACUCAAUCUUCUUCUUCCUCGAUGAUCUCUAGCUAAUAGUCAAUAUCAGUUUUGAAUUGAUUCUUCUUGAUUCUAGCUAGCUAGCUAGCUAAUUGGAUAAUUCGAGAUCCAUAUCAAACCAAAGCAGAUAAAUUAAAUGUAUGUGAAUAGGAAUAGCAGCUAUAGCAGAGGAGGAGGAGAAGUAUCAAAAAGAAGUAUAGUGCAUGAUCUGAUACCUCGAAAAUGGGCGUUUUUGCUUUGCAUUGGCUGCUUCUGCGCCGGCAUGCUUUUCACAACCAGCAGAACAUGGACAAUGCCGACAGAGUCCAAAGAAGGCAUGAUUAGAACAACAACUGUUGAAGCUGAAAAACUCAAACUGAUUUCAGAGGGCUGUAAUAUAAAAUCUUUAUACGACAAGGAUGUAAAGCCAGAGCCAAAAGACAUUAUAGGCCAAGUAUCCAAAACUCAUCGUGAUGUACAAAGUCUGGACAAAACAAUUUCACAUCUAGAGAUGGAAUUAGCGGCUGCAAGGGCUCAACAGGAGUCUAUGGUGAACGGAUCUCCCUGGUCAAAUGACAUGAAAAUUGAAAAAACCAGAAAAAGAAGAAGAUACUCUGUUGUUGUAGGAAUAAACACAGCAUUUAGCAGCAGGAAGAGAAGGGAUUCCAUUCGUGAAACAUGGAUGCCACAAGGUGAAAGAAGGAACAAGAUGGAAGAAGAGAAGGGUAUAAUUAUUCGCUUUGUCAUCGGUCAUAGUGCCACUGUGGGUGGCAUACUCGAUAGAACAAUUGAAGCAGAGGACAAGAUACACAAAGAUCUAUUGAAGCUGGAUCAUGUAGAGGGUUAUCUGGAGUUGUCGGCUAAGACAAAAAUAUAUUUUGCUACAGCAUUAUCCUUGUGGGAUGCAGAUUUUUAUGUCAAGGUUGACGAUGAUGUCCAUGUAAAUAUAGCAACCUUAGGGGAAAUCUUAGCAAGAUACAGGAAAAGGCCGCGUGUAUACGUCGGGUGUAUGAAAUCUGGUCCUGUCCUAGCUGAAAAAGGUGUUAGGUACCAUGAACCCGAGUUUUGGAAGUUUGGCGAGCCGGGAAACAAGUAUUUCCGACACGCGACUGGACAAAUAUACGCAAUUUCACACGAUCUGGCCACUUAUAUAUCAAUAAAUCAACAUCUGCUGCAUAAAUUUGCGAAUGAAGAUGUUUCCUUGGGAUCUUGGUUCAUCGGACUUGACGUCCAACAUGUAGAUGAUAGACGACUAUGUUGUGGAACCCCACCAGAUUGCGAGUGGAAGGCUCAGGCGGGAAACGUUUGUGCGGCUUCGUUCGACUGGACUUGCAGUGGGAUAUGUAAGUCUAUUGAGAGGAUGAAAGAAGUGCAUCGAAGAUGUGGAGAAAGUCACAAGGCAAUAUGGAAUGCAACAUUCUAAAAUGAACUUAUAUUAUAAUAUGCAUAAUGUUCCUUCCAAAAAGUACUCUGUUGGAAAGGAAUCAAGAAGCAUCUCCUGCUAGCUAAUAUGUGUAUGUAAUGCAUGCAACUAGAGAUCGAUCUAUCGAUUCGAUCUAAAUGUAAAAUGUGUAUACAUGUGAGAGAGAAAGAAAAAAGCAAGCAAGAGAGAUUUGUAUUUUUAAAUGUAGAUUGAGAAGGGUAGUAGUAUAUAGUAUAUAUAUAUAGU
Messenger RNA from Impatiens glandulifera, 1707 nucleotides. Its product is annotated as probable beta-1,3-galactosyltransferase 2. Lineage: Eukaryota; Viridiplantae; Streptophyta; Magnoliopsida; Ericales; Balsaminaceae. The transcript is spliced from 11 exons. The coding region runs from base 196 to 1461 and encodes 421 amino acids. Gene Ontology annotation, cellular component: Golgi membrane. The record is from RefSeq and is a predicted model, not a curated record. Gene Ontology annotation, molecular function: hexosyltransferase activity.